CUUUAACUGGUAAACCUUACGGUUAUUUCUAGAAAGUGUUAACUGAGUAUUCAAUAGAUUAUCUUUAAGCGGGAAGGAAAGCAUGUUUAUUCAACAAAUAUCCAGCGAGAAAACCCAAUUUCUAAGAGAAAAUCCAUUGACUAUACGUGAUGCUAAGGAAAAAAUUGCUUCCACAUUGGGUAUAUACCAAUACUAUGUUGAAGUUGUUAAUCUAGAAGAUGGAAUUAUUUAUGAAAGCAAUAGAGCAACUCAAAGCUUGCCAAAACCUUUACAAAUUAUGGUAGGCAACCCAGAUAGAAAAAUACCAAGUUAUCUAAUAACAACAGAACCCGACAUGAUUGAACAAGAUGCAAACGAUGAGGAGCCAAGACUGAAAAUGUCAUGUGGACACGCAAUAACUCCAGACAAUUUGUUCGGUCAUAUGAAGAACACAUUAAUGUGCGAAGUAAAGCCUGUAGUGUGUUGCCUUACAAAUGGUUGUCAUGCUGAGUGGGAUAUGCGAGAAAUAGUACGAAAAGCCGACAUGACAGACGAUGAGCGAGUAUUCUAUGAAUGCAAAAUUUCCUUCAACACGGUCAACCAAAAAAGUGAAAUCACCUCAGAAUGCCCCGAAUGCGGCCAAUUUUGUCAGCGACAGAUUGAUGUCUUGCCCAUUAGGUGUACGUCAUGUUCUAAAAAGAAGGGUGUAGCCUUUGAUUUCUGCUGGAACUGUAAAUCACCCUGGAUAACAAAUCACCAGUGCAGCAAAAGAGAAUUAGAGGCUUUUCAAAAAAUUCUGAAUGAAGCCCCACGUAAAAGAAUUGAUAUGUCAAACAUAGAGGGAGUGCCAUCAAAAAGACUGUGUCCAAAUGCAUCUUGCAGAUAUCUUAUUGAACACUUGCAGGCUUGUAAAACCAUGACUUGCACUAAAUGCAAGACUGUGUUUUGCUUUUCCUGUCUUAAAGUUGCCGUUAAUGGUCAAUUGCAAUGUGGAAACUAUAAUCAACAGUGUAUUGUAGCUCCAGUUCAAAAUGUUUUUGAGGGGAAUUAAGUUAUAAGAGCAAAGCAAUUGUAUAAAAUUUCCCAACUUAAUGCUUUGGAAAAGUGUGUUCCUAAUAUUUUGUUACAUAUUUUGGACCCAUUUGUUCAAUUAGAUUUUUGCUUAUUUGCAUAACUGCAAGUUUAAUCAGGGGUGUUUGCGAUAAAAAUGCCUACUUUUACUUUAAGUACAAGACGUAAUUGUUUCAAGUCUGUAUACUGUGUAUUCUGAGUUAAAUCUUUUGAGCUGCGUGAUUUUAAAUGUUAUUUUGACAAAAAAUGUGCAAUAAAAAAAUAAUUGCUAAUAUUUACUAAGCAAAUUCACAUCUGGCCAUCUUCUUUCGUGAGGUAUUUCAACACGUGGUAUUAUAAUGAUAUUUUUUUCAAUUAUUCCGUGUUUAAAAUCUUUUAAGCUAAGAUUUUAAAUCUUUCUGUUUUCUCAAGUAAAGGGAGUGAAUAGAUGUUAUAUGAGUGUUAUAAGAACUUACAAUAAAAUGU
Saccostrea cuccullata (small rock oyster) is the source of this 1515-nucleotide messenger RNA. RefSeq lists its product as uncharacterized. The transcript is spliced from 3 exons. Gene Ontology annotation, molecular function: zinc ion binding; ubiquitin protein ligase activity; ubiquitin conjugating enzyme binding. The coding region runs from base 83 to 1030 and encodes 315 amino acids. The record is from RefSeq and is a predicted model, not a curated record. Lineage: Eukaryota; Metazoa; Mollusca; Bivalvia; Ostreida; Ostreidae. Gene Ontology annotation, cellular component: ubiquitin ligase complex; cytoplasm. Gene Ontology annotation, biological process: positive regulation of proteasomal ubiquitin-dependent protein catabolic process; protein polyubiquitination; ubiquitin-dependent protein catabolic process.